GAUGCCUACAGAUGAGGGAAGUAAAAUCAAUCGCGCGUAGAGCUGCGUAGAGGAUGUGCGGACCAACUAACAUUCGCGAAUAUGGUCGUGACAAUGAAGAAAGGGUGAGUUAAGAGCGAAGCCCUGUCAAAAGAUGCGAGCAUGAGUAGAUUUUGCUUGAACUUGCAAUAGGUUAAGAUUGAAGAGAGAAGUUGAACCAGAAAAUAAUCAUAUUGAACACUGAACCAGAGUUGGUUGAACGUACUGAAUUGAUAUCCCGGAAGGUCCGAAGCGCUUUUCUAUUUAGGGACCGGCCGUGUAAUCUCCUUCCGACGAAUUCCUAUUCAAGAUCCGGAACAAGCCGGCUGUCUUCAGCGCUUUCACUCAGAAUCAGCCUGCUUCCGAAGUUACAGUGUCGGUAACAUCAGAUUAACACUCUUCUGAAUUCUCCUGUCCAUUUUCAGUGUUUCACAUCGCGAAAUGUACUCUGCCGGAACCGCUAUUAUUGACUGCUCGACUGAGUUUUCCAAACUCGACAUUGAAAUCUUCCUUUUUCCUGCACUCAAGACAGGAUUCAUCUAUGGAGAUAAUGCAGGCGGUUCCCAGGUCGCUGUGAAUGUAGCUGAUAGAAUCUACGAAUAUCUCUUGAACUCCAAUGCGCAAUUUGGUGCAGACUACUCCGUAUCUGCGGAAAGUACUCGUCGAGUAAUGGAGGAGGCCCCUGAUGCGGCAACAAAACUUUUCAAUGCACACUCACCUGACGAAAUUGUUUUCGGGGCUAGCUCAACCAUUAACCUCGAGAAUCUGGCUCGAGGAUUGGAUAGCGACAUACAGGCUGGAGAUGAAUUCAUUCUUACUCUUGAACACGAAGCUAAUGUGGGCCCAUGGAAGAGACUGGCUGCUCGCCGUGGUGCAGUCCUCAAAUACUGGACCCCUACUCCUACGACUCCCAAUAACCCAUAUUCUGUAAAUUACAAAGUGGAAGAACUGCUCCCACUCAUCACUUCCAAGACCCGUAUUUUGGCUUUUGCAGCGUGCUCCAAUAUACUUGGGACGAUCCUUCCGAUCAAAGAUAUAGUUUACGCUGCUCGUAAUACGGCCAAAGAAAAAGGAUCGAAGAAGUUCGAAGUAUCCGUAGAUUGUGUAGCCUACGCCCCUCACCGUCUGAUCGAUGUACGCGAUUGGGAUGUCGACUUUUGUGUCUUUUCUUUCUACAAGGUCUAUGGGCCUCACAUAUCUGCACUAUACGUUCGAUUGUCAUCUCUGCUUGGAUCCGUUUCUGCGAUCACGCACCACUUCUUAAAGGUGGACCAUAAAUCUUACAAACUUCAGCCCGGUGGUCCGGGGUAUGAGCUUGUUUAUGGCACUACGGGUGUGCUGCCAUACCUACUUUCACUCACUCCAAGCAAUGAUCUUAAGGCCUCCUUUAACACCAUUGCUGCUCAUGAGCAGAAGCUACUACAGCCUUUGCUGGCGUUUUUGACAGCCCCCGAACAAAUUGAACGCGGUGUCAGGAUUGUUGGUGAAGAAAGUCCUGGUACCAAUCGGGUGCCUACCAUAUCUUUCGUUGUCGUCGGAGAGAAAGCCACCAAAAGUAGCGAUAUUGUCAAAGUCUUUGACAAGCAAGGAGGGAUCGGGAUUCGUUUCGGUCACUUCUACGCUUAUAGCCUUAUCGACCAACUACAACCCAAGAUCGAUGUUGAUGACGGAGUGGUCAGGAUAUCGCUGGUCCACUACAAUACGGUGAAGGAAGUAGAAAGGGUCGUCGAGAUCCUCAAGAAAGCUUUGGCAUAGGUUGUAGAACACAAUGAAAUAGCCAAUCCAGUGGGCCAAGGUGAUGUACUUGACAGAAAUCAAGUUGCAUACGCAUUCACGGUGACGAUAAAUCUCUGACUAUCGGAUAUAUCGCGAGCCAGGUGAACCUUGCUGAGUAGCAGCGAAUUAUUCAGCGCCAUUUAUGGCUAGCCAGCGGCGGCUUUCGACUACUAACACUACAGUUCAUUCCCUGUAACAAGAUAUCAAUGCAUGAGUCAGGGAUUGACUGGCUGCUCAAAUGCCUUUUACUCUAAGUGAUGUAUAACUUUACAAAUAUUCGUAUCCAGGCGUUCCUGAAAAUAAGGA
Lentinula edodes (shiitake mushroom) is the source of this 2100-nucleotide messenger RNA. Its product is annotated as selenocysteine lyase. The record is from RefSeq and is a predicted model, not a curated record. Lineage: Eukaryota; Fungi; Basidiomycota; Agaricomycetes; Agaricales; Omphalotaceae. The transcript is spliced from 7 exons. Bases 460 to 1773 code for a protein of 437 amino acids.